GAAGAAGAACGUGCCAGGCGGCUUGGCCCGCCUGACCGCAGAUCCUGAGGACGUCUCCUUGCCGGCCUGGCCUCUCAGUGCGCCCGGGAUGAUGGAGAGUGUUGGUUCCUUUGGCGUUCUCUUUUCUGUGACCGUGCAGACCAUCUUUCCUCCAGACCUUCGGCUGCUAUUGGACGCCCGCCGCUGGAUGUCCCAUAGACGCCUUACAGUCCAGUACCCCACACCAUUCAUCCGAGUCCUCCAGGCUGCAGCCUAGGAGUCAUCGUGGACUCCUCCCUAUCUCCCAGCCCCCAGGCCUGGCUGCCUUCAGCUCAGAGCUAAACUCGCACCUAGGAGAAGCCUUUCCCAGUCCCCCUGUUGAUAUGUUUCCAACUUAUCCGGUCUAUAGCUUGUUCAGAUACAAUUGUUUGCACGCUGUCUUCCUCCGUUGGCCUGGAAGAGCUUUGGAAAGCAGGGACGGUUUUUGGUUUCCUUUCUAUCACCAGCAUUUAGCUCAAUGCCUGGCACAUAGCUGUUUGCCCGUACCUCUGUUCAAUCAGAAAAAAAGGGCCCGGCAGCCCUUCACAUCCAGCCCAGGUGCCGCCUCCCAGACGCAGGAUUUUCCUCCUCUGCCAACAGAUUUCACCUGGGAGAUGAUGAAGCCUGGGGCGCCGCUGCUGAAGAAGAUGAUGAAUGCUGGGCAACAGUCACCUACUGUCUCUCAUCUAAAGCAAGAGAGUGGGUUUAACCGAGACCAACUGGACGUGGCAAGAAGUCAUAAUUGGAGUAGUUGGAGCCAUAGAGAAGAGAGUACAAAGCCUUGGGACAGACAUGAGUUUGCACCUCAGAGGAAAAGCUCGUGUUCAGUGGCCAGCAGUGGCCCCAGUGCUGGUCUGGCAACUUUGGAAAUGAAUCGGAGACAGUGGGACCGUCCUCAGGCAGCAGGUGCCCAAGGGCUGGGGAGCAGCAGCAGCUCAUUGCAUGUGGCGAAAUGCAGUUCUCAACCAGGUCAGCUUAAGAGAAGAACCUUUGGGAACAGUCCAGAGGAAAAAAGCAUUAAGGAAGUGCCAGGGUGCCAGCUCAUGCUGAAGGAAGAUGACCCUUCUCUUAGAAUUCUGCCAGCGGUCAUUGAAAGUAUGAAGCUCUGGAAGGAGCGCCUGCCCCACUGGCCACUGCUCUUUGAAGUGUUAGGCGUACUUGACUCAGCCGUUACGUCAGGUGCAUAUGGUGCCAAGACCUUUCUCCUGAGAGAUGGAAAGAGCACUGUGCCAUGUGUGUUUUAUGAAAUUGACCGCGAGCUUCCAAGGCUGAUAAGAGGCCAUGUGCAUAGGUGUGUGGGCAGCUACGACCCAAAGAGGGGCCUUCUCCAGUGUGUGUCCGUCAGGCCUGCGUCUGCUGCCGAGCAGAGAACGUUCCAGGAGUUUGUCAGAACCGUGGAUGCCAAGAUAUCCUAUUAUACCAGCGCCAUGAGCGAGAUGUGAAGAAGCAGGCCUCCUCUGAGGCAGGACACCUGCAUUUUAGAUUCCUGACGACCUUUAGUAAGCACUGCUGAGUUAUUUAAACGUUGGAUUUUUCACAGUUUCUGUUAUUUGUUACAUAGGUAGGGUUGGGCCAGGUUAGCCUGUUUACAGCUGUACCAUAAAUAAAGUGAGUUUGACUUCAGCAUU
Phascolarctos cinereus (koala) is the source of this 1646-nucleotide messenger RNA. The record is from RefSeq and is a predicted model, not a curated record. NCBI's taxonomy places the organism in Eukaryota, Metazoa, Chordata, Mammalia, Diprotodontia, Phascolarctidae.